AUGCCGGACACAUUACGCUAUGCUACCGUAUUCUCGAUAUACUAUAAGUUCUAUGCAGCGACGAGCAUCACCCUUCAAUUGAUUCUGCUAUUCUUGAUACGAUUCAAAUCGCCAUCGAGUUUGGACCAUUUGAAAUAUUUUAUGUAUAAUACGAAUAUUGUCCAAAUUGCGCUGGUGUUGACAGCAUUCAGCACACAACACAGGGUUGUGCCUAACAUCGGAUCUACUGCGAUUCUGGCAACUGGUCCUUGCACCUGGUUUGGACCCAAUAUCUGCUUUAUAUCCUAUAUAAUAUAUACCGCGCUCAGCGUCGAUACUGCAAUGUCAAUCAGCACCACCGUAUUCUUUCGCUAUUUCGUAUUGAUCGCCAACUACAUAUCCGGUCGAAAAGUGAUUCUCAUCGUCUUCAGCUCUCAUCUCCUCGCUAUCAUUCUGCUGAUUGCGCCGUUCUGCGACACAUGGAAUUUUGCGAAAUUACGCCAAUCGACUUACGCCGAACACGCGAGCUACAAUUUUAGCAUCUAUGAGCCAUUCUUCGGUUUCGCUGACACUUCCACAUUUCCAUUUCUCGUCGGAUCGACGGUUUUGGCGUUGGGAACCUACGGAAUCCCGUUGUGCAGCGGAAUUUUGACACGAAAAGUUCUAAUGCUCAUCAGAUUUAAUCAGAAUAUGUCGAGCCGGACGAAGAAGCAGGCAAUGACGCUGAUCUACGGUCUCCUUUGUCAAACAAUAUUCCCGUUUGUGAUCUACACACCGAUAUUCUCGUGUUACGUUUAUACCCAGUUUACUGGCACCGAAAUUCUUCUUUCUGAGCACUUGUUCUUGGCUCUUCCGAGUUUGCCAGGCCUCAUCGACCCUCUGAUAUCAUUCUACUUUGUGGUCCCUUAUCGCCGGGCCCUUCUUCAAUUUUGUUUGAGAAAAAAGGAACCAAUCGUCAACAUUUAUUAUCAUGUGUACUUCGUGUGCGGUUUAUCGUUUCAGUUUCUUCUCGUUUUUCUCAUCACCAAAAAAUCGCCGUCGAGUUUGGCGAAUCUCAAGUAUUUUUUGCGGAAUACAGCACUCGUGCAAAUUAUUGGAAUAAUUACCGGUUAUUUUACGCAACACAGAUCGCUUCCAAACUCGACCACAUUCGCCGUUCUAUCUGUCGGCUUUUGCCGCAAAAUCAGUCCUUAUGUGUGCUUCAGCACCUAUCACAUCUACUACGGAGUCGUUUUCGCGAUCGCCUUGUCAAUUUCAAAUACCGUUCUUUUCCGGUACAUGGUGUUGAAAAUUGCGAAUACCGGCAGAAAACAUGUCAUCUGGAUGCUUGUAUUGUCUUAUAUACCUCCAUUGGCAACUGCGGUAAUCCCGUUCACAGAUACAUGGGACUUCGAAUCAGUUCGACUCCAAUCGAAAUUGGAGCAUCCACAUUAUAAUUUGUCGAUUUAUGAACCAUUUUCGGGAUUCGGCAACAUCGAAUCAUUUCAAUUCGUGCUCGUCACUAGCAUGAUCGGUGUUGGAGCAUACGGAAUCCCUCUGAUGUCGGCACUUCUUACAAGAAGUAUUCUUCGGAUGAUUAAUCGUCAUUCGGCCAUGUCGACAAGGACUAAAACUCAAGCGCGCACAUUGAUCUACGGCCUCAUUUGCCAAACGCUUCUUCCAUUGAUCUGCUAUAUUCCAAUAUUUUCGUUAUACAGGUAUUCGCAAACAAACGGCGUCGAAAGCUUGAUAUCCGAACACGGAUUGCUGAUAUGCUCAAGUUUCCCAUGCCUAAUCGACCCGUUCAUCUCGUUUUAUUUCGUUGUGCCCUAUCGCAAUGCGCUGAUGAGAAUGCUGACUGGAAGGCCGGAAGAGAAAUCGGUGACAAUCGCAGCGCCAUCGUCGAUUUCUGUGCGGAGUGUUAGCAUUCGAAUCAGAUGA
Caenorhabditis bovis is the source of this 1899-nucleotide messenger RNA. NCBI's taxonomy places the organism in Eukaryota, Metazoa, Nematoda, Chromadorea, Rhabditida, Rhabditidae. The record is from the annotation of a GenBank genome assembly.